Messenger RNA from Geodia barretti, 320 nucleotides. NCBI's taxonomy places the organism in Eukaryota, Metazoa, Porifera, Demospongiae, Tetractinellida, Geodiidae. The record is from the annotation of a GenBank genome assembly.
AACCACAACCCCCUGGGCUCCCUGCUGACUGUUGCCACUGUCAUCAGUAGAUGAGUAUACUGGAUGUGCAGAAGAGGGUGUGGUAGGAGGUGCUGGAUAUGUGGAGGAAUGACAGAGACAGAGAGGCCUUGGUUUAAUGAGAGCUACAGUCACUAGCAGUGAGAAUAUUCCACCACCAACACUUGUCACAGCCUGCACCUGGUCGAUACUAGUAUCAUUCAACUCAUCGUAUAUUCUGGCCACCAGUUCCCCAGAGUGGGGUGACGACGAUAUGAUGACAUUGUAGUAGAGAAUGAGUCCAUUGGGAGGAACUGGAGGAG